GCCACUUUAUUUUCGGCAUCUUUUGCUAACCAACGACAGCCCCCGCUUGCAAAGUUUUGCGCACACGCUGCCAAAACACACCCCUGCCAGCGCCUGAAGCGGGUGCAAAGCUGCCGCGUGCCCGCAGCUCUCCGUUCAGCCAGCGAGAGCACCAGACAUCUGUAAACCAUGGACGUCGAAGGCCUCGACACUUUUUCGGCUUAUGAUGCGGCCCCGGCCUUAGAUGACGGCGAGCCCCUCGGUUUAGGUAUGUCGCUCGACGAGGCCAUCGCCGAGCGGUCGGCGGCCAAGAAGCCCGCACCCAGACAGCCGAAGAAGCAAGGUGGCAAUGCGAGCGCGCGCGUCUUCGUGGGGAACAUGAAGUACGAGACGACCUGGCAGCAGCUCAAGGACCACUUCGCGAGUGCCGGUAGCGUCGUCCACGCGCGCGUCAUGGAGAACCGCACGGGCCGAAGCCAGGGCUGCGGCGUGGUCGAAUUCCAAUCAAUCCAAGAUGCCCGAAACGCCAUCGCUACUUUGCACGAUUCGGAACUAGACGGCCGCAAACUACUCGUGAGGGAAGAUAGGGAAGAUGGCCAGAAGCCCCAGCAAGCACCUCAGAAGAAGAAGCGCGACCGCGGAAGUGAUGACGUCGUCGUCGUGGGCAAGAAGCUGUACGUGGGCAACCUGAACUACCAGACGACGUGGCAGCAGCUCAAGGACCACUUCAAGGACUGCGGGCGGGUCGUGAGGGCCGACGUGAAUCGAGGUUACGGGACCGUCGAGUUCGAAAAAGCUGCGGAUGCCGCUGCCGCAAUCUCGCGGAAGUCCAACACCGAAUUGGAUGGCAGAAAGAUCAACGUCCGAGAAGAUAGAGAAGCCUCGAAACCGUCCCAAGCGAGGAAGCGCGCCAAGUCGAACGAGGGCGGCGUGACGCGCGUCGGGAAAAGAGUGUACGUGGGCAACCUCAAGUUCACGACGUCGUGGCAGACGCUCAAAGACCACUUCAAGCCCGUCGGCGACGUCGUCCACGCGAAGCUCAUCGCGAGAGGCUGUGGCAUCGUCGAGUUCGAGACGCCCGAGGACGCGCGGAGAGCUAUUCUGGAGCUGAACGACAGUGAGUUGGAGGGCCGUCCUCUCCAAGUCCGGGAAGAUCGGGAGGACCGCGACCUGAAAUGAUCUAAU
Molecule: messenger RNA, 1164 nt
Organism: Pelagomonas calceolata
Lineage: Eukaryota; Pelagophyceae; Pelagomonadales; Pelagomonadaceae
Source: the annotation of a GenBank genome assembly